UCUUCGAUUUUAUUAAGCGUCGAGUUCGUCGUUCGAAAUCUUUCGGAGAGCGACAUUUUUGGACUUUUUUUUUCUUUUUGCGAUUUUUCCUUUUUUGUGUCUGUUUCGUCCUCUUUACUGUAAUCGGAAGGAGAAGAAGCCUAGCAAUUCUUGGGUGCGGAUCCGACGAAGAAAGCUCGAUUCCCUGCCCCGCCAUUAAUGGGUGUUGGUGUACUGAUUGGGAAGGUCUCGUCCGGAUCCUCUUAUCUCCGUUGCGGCUCCACUUGCUCGCUCACUGGAUUUCGCCAAUGGUUCGAGUGAGACUGGCGCUUGAAAAAUGAGAAGCGGAGGAACUCGUGAAGGCCUUAAUAGAUGAAGCGAGCUUGCAAUUCCUUUUUUUGGGGCUGAAUUGGAGAUUGGUCGAUGCCGUCGAUUUGUAAUUAGGGGAAAACUGGCACCUUGAGUCCGAAUUGAUGAAGAGGAAGCGCAUUUCUGAAUUCUGAUCGAUGUAUGGGGGGAAGUAGAAGCCAUGGCGCGGUUUCAGUUCCCCGGCUCUUCUCCUAAUCCGCUGACUAGGAGACUGACUAUUGAGAACUGGGAGACGGAAGGGGUUGAAGGUGACAAGACAACGAUAAAGAAAUUGGUAGGCCAAGAUGAACAGUGAGAUGAUCCAGAAAGGAAACCAUUAGUUAAUCACCGCAUAUCUCGUAAAAGUACAGGUAUUCGAUUCAGUUGUUGCUUCGAUUGUGGAGGGCUGUCUCGAAUAUCUCCUCGCGAUCAAUGCAUUGCACUUGACCAAAAGAGUUCUCUUCUUGGCUGCUCCGCUGUGAUCCUCUAAGAGCAGGUUAGCUGCCUCUGGCUUUGUUCAUAAUCCCCAAUCAAAUCCCCACAUAUUUGAUAUUUGUACAGAAAAGUGCGUUUUUUUCUCCCUUUUUUUUUUCUUAUAAAAAGUUGUGUUCCCCCUUCUUCCACUCAACCCCCUAUUUGCGAUCUGUGAUCAUUUCAUUUCUUCUCCCUGUGUGGCCGAUGAUCAAUUUGUGGUUGAAGAAGUUUGAGAAUGGAGUGUAAACCGUCAAGCUGCCUCUUUUUCAUUUUUUUCAUAGGAAUAAGAAGAGUAGAGGAAUAAAAACCAAGUCUUUUUUUUACCUCUUCGUACAAACUGGAGCAAAAACAAGAUAGGGAGAGGCGUGAUUGUCUGUUGGCCUCUGGUCUGAUGGGUUUAGAGAUGGCACUGGGAGCUGGAAAGAGUUGGUGGCGGAACCAAAACGUGAUCAUGGCGACAUGGAUGAUGCUCACAGUAGGAAUUUGCAUAAGUUUUCACUAUCAUAUGAGAACAGAAAGCAUGAGAAAGGCAGAGGAGAUGCUAACGAGCAUGUGCGAAGAGAGGGCAAGGAUGCUGAUGGAGCAAUUUGCUGUGAGUGUCAACCAAGUGCAUGCUCUGGCAAUUCUUGUUUCAACAUUUCAUUACCAGAAAGAGCCAUCAGCACUUGAUCAGGAGACAUUUGCAGAGUACACAACAAGGACAGCUUUUGAGCGGCGAUAUUUGAAUGGAGUAACCUAUGCACGACGAGUAAUACAUGCAGACCGAGAAUUGUUUGAGAAUCAACAGGGUUGGACAAUCAAGACUAUGGAACUGAAACCAUCUCUGAUUCAAGAUGAGCAUGCAGCUGUAAUAUACCCUCAGGAAACUGUUUCACAUAUAGAGACCCUUGACAUGAUGUCUGGAGAGGAGUACCGCGGAAAUAUCUUAAGGGCUAGAGCCACAGGCAAAGCGGUUCUUACCAGACCCUUCAGACUUUUGAAGUCUAACCAUCUGGGAGUGGUUUUAACAUUUCCUGUAUAUUUCUCAGAUCUUCCAGCCGACACAACAGCUGAAGAACGUGUGAAGGAAACUUCAGGGUAUAUUGGAGGAGCUUUUGAUGUCGAAUCUCUCGUGGAAAAUUUGUUGCACCAACUUGCUGGUAGUCAGGAAAUUGUCGUGAAUAUAUACGACAUCACAAAUUCAUGUGAGCCCCUAGUAUUGUAUGGAGUCCAUCCUCCUGAUGGCCACAUGUCAUCAUUACACAUCAGUAUGCUCGAUUUUGGAGAUCCAUUUAGGAAGCAUCAAAUGAACUGCAGGUACCGCAAGAUGCCUCCAGUUUCCUUAUUGUCCAUCACUACACCAACUGGCAUUUUUGUGAUCUUUAUGCUGGUGGGGUACAUAGGUUAUGCUGCUUGGAGCCACUAUGACAAUGUUAACGAAGAUUUUCAGAAAAUGGAAGAGCUUAAAAGUAAAGCAGAGGCAGCAGAUGUUGCUAAAUCUCAGUUCCUUGCCACGGUCAUGCAUGAAAUCAGAACACCUAUGAAUGGAGUCCUCGGAAUGCUUAAUAUGCUUUUAGAUACAGAACUGAAUAUAACUCAGAAAGAUUGUGCACAAACUGCUCAAAUCUGUGGAAGAGCACUGAUUGCAAUAAUAAAUGAAGUACUUGAUUGUGCAAAGAUCAAAGAAGGAAAGUUGGAGAUUGAGUUCGUUCCAUUUGACCUAAGAUCUGUAUUAGAUGAUGCCGUAUCUCUAUUUUCUGUAAAAUCAAGAGAAAAAGGAAUUGAGCUUGCUGUCUAUGUAUCUGAUCGGGUUCCUACUAUUCUUGUGGGAGAUCCCAGGAGAUUUAAGCAAAUAGUCACCAAUCUUAUUGGAAAUUCGGUCAAAUUCACAAAGCGAGGUCACAUUUUUGUCCAAGUUCACUUGGUUGAGGAUGUGAAAAUUUUGGAUACAGAAAGGGAAAAUGGCUUAAAUGGAUAUGCUAAUGAAGCAAACAUUACGUCCGUUAAUGCUGUGUUCAAUACAUUAAGUGGUCUAGAAGUUGUUGAUUCUAGAAAUACAAAAUGUUUAGGACUGCAACUCUGUGAUGGUGAAUCCCUGCCCGGCACAAUUGAGAAAGGAUCAGCUCCUGAAUGUGUGACGGAUCAAGUAAAUUUAAUGGUCAGCGUUGAGGAUACAGGGGUUGGAAUCCCUACAUGUGCCCAAGAUCGAGUUUUCACACCAUUUAUGCAGGCCAACAGCUCGACUUCUAGGAAUUAUGGUGGAGCUGGUAUUGGCUUGUGCAUUAGCAAGUGUCUCGUUGAAUUGAUGAGCGGGAACAUAAGCUUCAGCAGCAAACCUCAUGUCGGAAGCACAUUCACCUUCACCGUGGUUUUUCAGAGACAACACAGAGGUGCGGGUGCUGAUAGAGAGAGGUCUCUUUCAGAAGUUUUACCAACAUGUUUUAGAGGGAUGAGAGUAAUUGUAGUCGACCGGCAGCCUGUUAGAUCUACCAUAACCAAAUACCAUCUUCAAAGGUUGAGCAUGAUCACCGAAGAUGCUCGUACAAUAAAUGAGGCACUUUAUCGCUACUUGAUAUCUAGUCAUCGUGGAAAGUUGCCUUGUAUCUUGUUCAUUGAGAAAGAUUCAUGGGAUCCCAAAGUCAAUAUUCAUAUUCAGAAUGAUCUUUUGAAAUGGAAACAAGCUAUUAGCGUGCAUGAUUUACCCAAGGUGGUUCUUCUAUCGACUAUUGAAUCUGAUAAAACAAAAGCUUGGCCUCAUGUGGAUACUGUAAUAGUGAAGCCGUUGCGAGCAAGCACCAUGGCAACAUGCUUUCAACAAAUGCUAGGGAUUGGGAGGGUCAAAAAUAAAGAUACACUUAAUAGUUCAAGUUUCCUCCAUGGCUUGUUGGACGGGAAGAAUAUACUGAUUGUUGACGAUAACAAGGUAAAUCUGAGAGUUGCUGCAGCAGCACUAGAAAAAUAUGGUGCUAAGGUUGAGUGCGUUGAAAGCGGUAAAAGUGCACUUUCCUUGCUCCAACCUCCCCACAAAUUUCAUGCAUGCUUCAUGGAUAUCCAAAUGCCAGAGAUGGACGGGUUUCAAGCGACACAGGAAAUACGCAGGAUGGAGAGCAGUGUGGCAAGUGAAGAAGCUCAUAUUGAAGGACCAAUCAAGGUAAAAUGGCGCAUUCCAAUCCUUGCAAUGACUGCUGAUGUUAUCCAAGUAACAUAUGAACAAUGUGUGAAAUGCGACAUGGAUGGGUAUGUCUCCAAGCCAUUCGAGGAAGCCCAGCUUUGUAAUGUGGUCGCCAAAUUUUUGGCUUCCCAACCCAUUCCAGGUUCUUGACAGCAUCAACAUUCAAGCAUCUACCUACAUAUCUGAAUGAGCUAAUUCAGGAGCACCAGGACAAAGAAAAACUGAUUUUGAAUUGGAAAAUUUUCAGAAAUGUUCAUAUGUACAAUUCCAUGAAGAUCUCAAAGCUCAAGUGAGGAGCAAGAUUUUGAUCCCUGAGCUGUCUUACAAGAACAUUGAACCAAUUAAUCAAUGAAAGAUAGCAUUCAAGUAUGAGGCAUCACUCUUUUGUGGACAUAAGGUCAUUGUGAUAGCAAUAAUUUUUUUUUUACUACUUUUUUUUGUUGAUCUGAGAAUGUUUUCUCCUAUAUCAAAUGACAUCUACCUCUAGAGUUUAUUAUUGUUCAA
Molecule: messenger RNA, 4456 nt
Organism: Zingiber officinale
Lineage: Eukaryota; Viridiplantae; Streptophyta; Magnoliopsida; Zingiberales; Zingiberaceae
Product: probable histidine kinase 4
Exons: 11
Coding region: 1193-4102 (969 amino acids)
Biological process (GO): phosphorelay signal transduction system; phosphorylation
Molecular function (GO): phosphorelay sensor kinase activity
Source: RefSeq, a predicted model, not a curated record